GUGGUCGCGGGAACUUUGGCACUUCGCGUUAACUUCUGUAAAGAAAGUACAAUGUCCCAUCGCUAAGCAUGGACUACCCGCGGCAACUAGUGUUAUUCAUAUUAUUCUCAAAAUGUGUUUCCGUGAACAUAAAUCGAAUAGAAGUGCCUUAUUUAGUGGAAAUGGGUACGGAGUCGGUUAUUUUGGACUGCGAGUACGUGAUGAACGCAGCCUCGGGACCGGGGCUCGUAGUGAAAUGGUUCUUCAAUGGUUCGUCUGGUCUAGUAUACCAGUGGAUUCCACCGAUGUUGCCACAAGUCAUAGGUCUCCUCAAAGGGAAAGUUGACAUGAAUUUUCGAAUUUCAGAUGAGCCGCUACAAGCGUAUAGAGCACUGAAAAUAAUAAGACCAACAACUGAUUUAAGUGGAAACUAUACGUGUGUAGUAUCAACGUUCAUUGAGGAAGACCGACGAACAAGAUCCAUGUUAGUUUAUAGCACGGGUAAAAGUUUCCAUUUCGUCCAAGAAAAACGAUACGUCUUCAUUGUAAGUUUAAUUUGCUUUGCCGAAGAUCUAUAUCCAAAACCUACAAUGAAUAUUAUGUCACAAAGUAAGCUCUUAAAACAAGCUUCUACCGAGAUAAAGAUGAAUUCAUGGGGUCUUUACUCAAUUGAAACAAAAGCAGUCGUACACGACGAUGACGUCAUGACUCCAUGGGAAGAGUUCACCUGUAUAUUAAGUUUGCCGUCAGCCAACUACACUGAUAGCCGUACUACCAUAUACUAUCCAGGUUUAAUGCCGACUGCUCAAAUAGCUGCUAUUGAAAUCGGAAGGCCUCAACAAAGACAAAGCAAUGAUAGUUCAACGACCUCUUCGGCUAGAAUAUUUCUGCUAUGUUCGCUACUAUUGUUUAUCAAGUAAUAUUUAUUUAAAAUUUUAAAAAUGUGAUUGAUAGCG
Messenger RNA from Bombyx mandarina (wild silkworm), 935 nucleotides. RefSeq lists its product as uncharacterized. NCBI's taxonomy places the organism in Eukaryota, Metazoa, Arthropoda, Insecta, Lepidoptera, Bombycidae. The record is from RefSeq and is a predicted model, not a curated record.